Messenger RNA from Caretta caretta (loggerhead turtle), 1002 nucleotides. It is a transcript of the gene PSMA3, whose product is annotated as proteasome 20S subunit alpha 3. Gene Ontology annotation, biological process: ubiquitin-dependent protein catabolic process. NCBI's taxonomy places the organism in Eukaryota, Metazoa, Chordata, Testudines, Cheloniidae. The record is from RefSeq and is a predicted model, not a curated record. Gene Ontology annotation, cellular component: proteasome core complex; proteasome core complex, alpha-subunit complex.
UGGGAAUGUGCGUUGGUGAGGCCUGGGGCGCGUGAGCGGUGUGUGCGCGCGCGUGUGUGUAUCGGGUCUGUCGGGCGCUCGCUCUCCCCACGGCUCUGCCGCCAUGAGCUCCAUCGGCACCGGGUAUGACCUGUCAGCUUCCACAUUCUCUCCAGAUGGCAGAGUAUUUCAAGUUGAAUAUGCUAUGAAAGCUGUGGAGAAUAGUAGUACAGCAAUUGGCAUAAGAUGUAAAGAUGGUGUUGUCUUUGGAGUAGAAAAACUAGUCUUGUCCAAGCUUUAUGAAGAAGGUUCCAAUAAACGUCUCUUUAAUGUUGAUCGACAUGUUGGAAUGGCAGUAGCAGGACUCCUGGCAGAUGCUCGUUCUUUGGCAGACAUAGCUAGAGAAGAAGCUUCUAACUUUAGAUCCAACUAUGGAUAUAAUAUUCCAUUGAAGCAUCUUGCCGACAGAGUGGCCAUGUAUGUACAUGCCUACACACUAUACAGUGCUGUCAGACCUUUUGGCUGCAGUUUCAUGUUAGGGUCUUAUGAUGAGGAUGAUGGUGCUCAGCUUUACAUGAUUGAUCCAUCAGGUGUUUCAUACGGUUAUUGGGGGUGUGCCAUUGGUAAAGCCAGACAGGCUGCAAAGACAGAGAUUGAAAAACUUCAGAUGAAAGAAAUGACUUGCCGUGAUGUUGUUAAAGAAGUUGCAAAAAUAAUCUACAUAGUUCAUGAUGAAGUGAAGGAUAAAGCUUUUGAACUUGAACUCAGCUGGGUUGGAGAAAUAACAAAAGGAAAACAUGAAAUUGUUCCAAAAGACAUCAGAGAAGAAGCAGAGAAAUAUGCUAAGGAGUCCUUGAAAGAGGAGGAUGAAUCAGAUGACGACAAUAUGUAACACAUUGUUACUUCAAGACAACUUUCAAUUUUCUUAAUUUGUAGAAGGGGUUAAUGUGUUAACCAUGGAUUAUUAUUUACUUGCUGGAAAGAUGUUAACUUGCACUAAAAUAAAUUUCCCAUUUACUGUCA